Molecule: messenger RNA, 1505 nt
Organism: Arachis duranensis
Lineage: Eukaryota; Viridiplantae; Streptophyta; Magnoliopsida; Fabales; Fabaceae
Exons: 2
Coding region: 86-1264 (392 amino acids)
Source: RefSeq, a predicted model, not a curated record
UCCAAAACUCAGCAGCAACUCUCUUCUCAUUUUCCCACCAACCAAAAAUAGAAGUUAAAAAAACUAGCCAACUCCACUACUAACAAUGGUCGACGUGGACCGGAGGAUGACGGGUCUGAACCCGGCUCACGUAGCCGGUCUAAGGCGACUCUCCGUCCGAGCUGCCGCCCCUCUUUCACCAUCCGUCACCCUACGCAACGGCCUGCUCUCGUUCUCUUCCCUCGCAAACAAAGUCGCCACCCAUCUCCGCAACUCAGGUAUCCAGGUCGAGCCGGGUCUCACCGACACUGAGUUCGCCAUCGCGGAGGCGGAAUUUGGCUUCACCUUCCCUCCAGACCUCCGCGCCGUCUUGGCUGCCGGACUUCCCGUCGGCGCCGGAUUUCCGGACUGGCGCGCCUCGGGCAUCUCCCGCCAACUCCUCCGCUGCUCGCUGGAGCUCCCAGCUGCUGCGGUCUCCGUCCACGUGGCAAGAAACGCGAUGUGGGCCAAGACGUGGGGCCCAAGGCCCAACGAGCAAACGAAGGCGUUAUGUGUGGCCAGGAACGCGCUCAAGAGAGCGCCGAUUCUUGUCCCAAUCUUUGACCAUUGCUACGUUCCAUGCAACCCUUGCCUCGCUGGGAACCCUGUCUUCUUCAUCGACGAGGAACGCAUGUUCCGAUGCGGCUUCGACCUCUCGGAUUUCUUCGAGCGGGAGUCUCUGUUUCGAAGCUCCGACGCUGGGAAUAUGUCGUCACGGCGGAAUUUCAAUGUUUCCGGCGGAAAGAAGCCGCGGUGGAUAGAUUUCUGGAGCGACGCCGUCACGGAUUUUCGUAGAAAAUCGUCGUCGUCGGCGGCGAUGGCUUCGCCGGAGAGGUUUUUGGACAUUCGGCGGUGGAAAGUGCCGAAGGGCGUGGAGCAGUAUAUAGAGCGAAUCGGGUCGUGUUUGAAGGACGGUGGAUGGAGCGAAUCUGAGGUAUCAGAAAUGGUUCAGGUUUCAGGUUCCGGUUUGGGUUUGGAUCCAGGUUCGGAUUUGUGUUCGGGUUUGGAUAAUCAGGGGGUAUUAGAUGCUUUGUUGUUGAAAGCAGAUAGGUUCUCAGACUCGCUCCGGAAUUCUGGGUGGAGCUCCGAAGAGGUUUCGGAUGCUCUGUGGUUCAAUUUUCAACCGGGGAAGGACCAGAAACCGGCUAAAAAGCUGUCAUUUGAACAGGUUGAAAGGAUUGGGAAACUGGCGGAAUCGGUUUCCCAGUCACUAUACGUGGAAAUAGAUUUAGGAUCAGUUAAAUAGUGGGAUUUUUUUUUUCCCUUUUUUUUGUUUUGUUUGAGGGGCACGGCCAACGGCCAACGGUGGUAUGCAUAUUUCCUUUUGUGAAUAUUUUUCGGAAAUGCGAAUCCAUUGUUGGCCAACCGGGGUGUGCCUUCAAAACAUACGUGGAAAAUGAUAUAGCAACGUAUAUGAUCAUCCUCUUAUGUAACCUAAAUGAAAAUGUUGAUACUCAAUAAUCAAUGGUUAGAGCAGCUUAAAUAAG